CUUUUUUCUUAUCGAAAUCGAUAUAAACUGCACCACAAACUAGGUCAAAGGUAAGGCAAUAAUUUGCAUUCAGUUUAUGAUUUAUUCACAAAACCUUUGAUUAGAGAAAAGACUAGUCUCUUCGUAAUAACGAUUUGGGAAUGUGAAAUAUCCCCCUUUUCCUUCCUUAGCUUAUUCAUUCGAACUUCGAAGAAACUUGUCUGUGUCAUCAAGCUUUUUCGUUGGAAUUACUGAAUCUCGUUCCAAAUUUUCAACUUGAUUACAACAUUCACUCAUGCUUCGGUUUCUUUCAAUUGGGUCAAAAAAAAUUCACCAUUUGACAUUCACCACAGCAGUUAUAAAAGUUUUCCCAGUUUUUACGCCUGCCACCUAUUCGACGAAAGUCCCAGCUCAAAAUGAGGUUGAACUGCAAAAUGUUAAAGAUGAAUGGAAGGAUGCUACUGAAGUUUUGAGUAAAUGGGGAUGUGGUGAUGAUGAUUUGACGAGAAUAUUCACUCGUUGCCCGUCUUUGCGCAAUGCAGAUCCUUCUCAGGUUCAGUCGAAACUUCGCUUGCUCAGUGAUUUGGGUUUAGGGUCAGCUGAGCUUGUAAAGAUUAUCAAUUGUAGGCCUCGAUUUUUCAGGACUCGGCUUAACCAUAAUUUCGACGAGAGGCUUGACUCUCUUAUGUCAGUGUUUGACUCAAAGGCAAUGCUUCAUAAGGCCAUUGCAAGAAACCCUUCAUUGCUGUGUGAAAAUAGCUAUGACAUUGAACGUAUUGUUAAACAAUAUGAAGAGUUAGGUGUACCGAAAAGGGACUUGGUUCAAAUGAUGAUUCUGCGACCGACUGUUAUUUCGAGAACUUCCUUUGACGACGAGAAGAUGGAAUAUAUAAGUAGGAUUGGACUUUCGAAGGAUUCGAAAUUGUACAAAUAUGUGGUGACAUUAAUAGGCAUCUCUCGUGUGGAAACAAUUCGCGAAAAGGUGUUGAAUUUUACAAAGUAUGGUUUUUCGGAUGAUGAAAUAUUCUGUCUUUUUGGGAAGUCUCCUAAUAUUUUGACAUUGUCAAUUGAUAAGGUUCAAAGGAACAUGACUUUCAUUUUAGGCACAAUGAAGCUUGAAGCUAACAUAAUCUUUACGUACCCAUAUCUGUUGUUUUCAAAUAUGGAGACUGUUUUGAAGCCAAGAGUGCUUCUAGCAAUGAAGGUACAAAAUAUGGAUUCUAAUAUGAAAACACCCUCAAUACUUAGAGCAUUGAGGAUGUCCGAGGAGAGGUUUUUCAAUACGUUUGUCAGAUGCCAUGAUAAGGAAAUUGCUGAUGAGUUAAUGGAAUUUUAUAAAAGGACAAAACAGGUCAAGAGAUUAGCAGUUUCAUCAAGGAAUUGGACUACUAGAGGAUUCCCUUUCUGAACUACUUUUAUAUGCUUUGAAAUAAGUUUAGAGCUGAAUUUGAUUUCUAUUUUGUGAUGUGCUGCUAAGUUUUGAAGUGAGGAAAUAAUGUAGGAUUGAGAUGUUUGUUCAUCGUACAUAGCCCUCUCUUUACACCAUUGAAGUUGUGGGAUUAGUCCUUUAGGUACAGAGAUGAAAAUAAAUUCUUAGAAUAAUAAAAUUUUAUAAUUUAUAUUGAUAUCAUGAUAUGGAUGUAAUGUUGGUUGGUAUUACAAAUGACAAUGAACUAAUCCUUAUUUAUGCUUAUAUCAGUCUCAUUUCCCAAAUUAAAUUAGGAAGCAAAUAGAACUAUGAAAUCGAAUUGUGAAUGUUUAGGUAACUUUUGAUCAUUCAAUGGGGUUGGCUUAGAUGAAGCAUGUUAGGCAUGAAAGUGAGAACAGUAUGUACAAAUAUACUAUUUGGUGAUAGGUUCUUGGUUUGAUCUUUUGCUAAAAAUAUUCUCUCAGAGCGGAGUUAACUUGUUGUUCUGUUGAUCUCGAU
This is a messenger RNA of Medicago truncatula (barrel medic), 1906 nucleotides long. RefSeq names its product transcription termination factor MTERF2, chloroplastic. Gene Ontology annotation, molecular function: double-stranded DNA binding. The transcript has 2 exons. Gene Ontology annotation, biological process: regulation of DNA-templated transcription. Lineage: Eukaryota; Viridiplantae; Streptophyta; Magnoliopsida; Fabales; Fabaceae. The record is from RefSeq and is a predicted model, not a curated record. The coding region runs from base 275 to 1387 and encodes 370 amino acids.